AUGGCUGAAGGGGAGGCUGAUUUAGCCAGGGAAAAAACAAUGAUUGAGAAGAGGGACGCCGGGUCUCCCUCGGGAAGGGAAAGAGAACCCCCAGCCCACGACAGCAGCAGGGAUUUGUUUGGAGUUCAGCUUGAGGUGACAUUCCGUCUUCUGGAAGCUGAGAAGAGAAAACUCCAAGUUCUACAGAAAGAGUUGGCUCAGUAUGAUGAAAAAGAACCUCAGGGUUUACUGAAAAGGCGAGAAGAAAAGCAGCUUGAAAACAAUAUAAACCGGAUACAGCAUCAGUACAACCAGUUAGAGCAGGAAUACAGGAUAGCAGCUAUGGGGGUCCUGAGACACAAAGGGCACGUCAGAAGGUCCUCGAGGAGUCAGCCAGCAAUAGGCCUGAAGCAGACGGCUAAACCUAGGCCAUCCAUCUUUGGAACGAUUACAAAAGACAAAAACCCCAAGGACAGGCGACUGAGAACUGUGAGCCCCCAGAUGCUCAGCUUCUCUCAGAUGUUUGAUCAUAGUCAGACGGGGAAUAAUAACAACAAUACAUGUAGCCAUUACUCUAAAGACCAGGCCUUGAUAUUCUCUGAUGGUAUACUAAUGGCAGGAACUAUGGAGGCUUUAAUUCAACAUCUUGUCCCCACAAAUGAAUAUAAUCCUGAUAAAACCUAUGUGUUUGCCUUUUUGCUCAGCUCUCGUCUGUUUAUACGACCUCAUGACCUGCUAAAUGAAGUCUGUCAGGUAUGCAUUCUGCAGCAGAAUCUGUCAGAAGAUGAACAAAGGAAAGAAAAGAUGGGCAAGUUUGGCCCAAAUAUCAUUCAACUGCUGAGCGAGUGGGCAGACAUGUUUCCUUACGAUUUCCGGGAUGAACGGAUGAUGAAGAAAUUAAAGGAGAUCACACAACGAAUUCUGGUUAUCUACCCUGAACUUAGGCCUGAUGUCACAAAUAUUACACAUUCCCUGGUUAAAAAGCUGGCUGAAUUACAGAGUUACGAGGAUGAUUUAGCCAAAUGGAACAGCGAAGCAACUUCAAAGUCCCAAACUCAGGAAGUGCCAACAACAGAUAUAACUGAAAUUUGUCCAAGUCCUGUCGAGUUAGCUCAACAACUGACUCACAUAGAACUGGAGAGGUUAAGUCACAUAGGACCAGAGGAAUUUGUUCAAGCUUUUUCAAAAGAGUCAAGCACAAAAGAGCCCACCUACAAGGACAUGAAGAAAACCAGUAACCUGGAAGCUUAUGUACAGUGGUUCAACAGGCUCAGUUAUUUUGUUACGACAGAAAUUUGCUCACAUUUAAAGAAAAAGAGUCGGGUCCGAAUCAUUGAGUAUUUUGUGGAUGUGGCAAAAGAGUGUAUAAACAUGGGCAACUUCAAUUCACUGAUGGCCAUUAUAGCAGGGAUGAACAUGACCUGGGUCUCACGGUUAAAGAAAACGUGGUCCCGAGUCAACAGAGCCAAGUUUGAGAUUCUGGAGCAUCAGAUGGACCCUACCAGUAAUUUUGGGAUAUACAGGUCCUGUCUCAAGGCAGCCAUGUGGAGGUCUGAAAGUGCAGAAGCAAGCAGCAAAGAAGAAAAGAUCAUCAUUCCAUUCUUUAGUUUGUUUGUGAAAGACUUGUAUUUCCUGAAUGAAGCAUGUUCUAACAAACUUCCAAAUGGCGAUAUCAACUUUGAAAAGUUCUGGCAGCUGGCGAAACAGAUCUCGGACUUCAUUACUUGGCAGCAGUGUGAGUGUCCAUUCACAAAGAAUGACAAAGUGAUCAAUUACUUAUUAACAUCACCUGUAUUCUCAGAAUCAACACUAGCCUUAGCAUCCUUUGAAUGUGAGGCCCCAGAAAAGAGUUUUGAAAAAGAGAAACACAAACAGUUAAAAGCUAGUGCAGGAGUGUGAUUGGAAUUUCCAUGACAAUGGUACAGGGACCUAGUGCUGCAUUCCAGUUCUUACAAGCCAUCCCAUUGGCUGAUCUCGUUCACUUCCUAGUCAUUCUUUGACCAAUCUGCUGUCAGCAUUUUUGGAAAGCCAUUCCAUGUUCCAAGUUAAGAGACUUAAAAGUCAGUGACUAAAAGAGUCUAACUUGUCAAGGAAAAUGAUUCACUGCCAGAAAAUAAAAUGCAAGAGAGGCAUUGUGGUAGACAUUGAUUUGUGUAUAGAGAAAACUGUCUAUCAGUAUAUAGGGCAUAGAGACUACUGGUCUCGAGGAAGAUAAUGGACUAAUAGUAUUAUUGUGUUCCUGGGUUGUCCAUAUGUUUAUUUAUAGAAUGCUUUAUCUGGUGUACUUAACAUCUUUAAUAUUGUUGUUAAAAGUAAUUGACCAAAGAAGCUUAUGGCUUAUCCAUGUAUGGACAGAAAUUUUUACAAAACUCAUCUUUUUUUAAAAAAGAACAAGUAUAAUUGAUUUGAAAAACAAUUCUAUAUUCAUAUGUAAUUGUUUCUAAAUUUUCUAAGCAGUUUAUAUAGUUCUUUAUAUUUAUCAUGAGAUCUUCUUUUUUGGACGAAUUUUAAUGAGUGACUUUGCAUGGUUAUAUUCAUUGACUUCUCCCCAGGGACCAUUUUUGUAUUUGUAAAUGUACAGUGUACAUGUAUAUUGUAUAAAAGAUAUGCCAAAUGCAUGUAUUUAUUGCAUGAUUUUAUAGAACUAUGAAUUAAAAAUUGAAAUCUUUUUUUUUUUUAUAUAUAGAAAAUGUAAUAAUCUCUGGGGGAAAAUAUUAUUCUUUUUUUUUUUCAAUUUGGAAAACAAAAAAUUCCUAAAAUUGUAGUUUAUAUAUUUUUUUCUUUGGAUUUGAGGAUCAUGUCUUUAAGAGUGCUCUUGAUUCCAUGUCUCUGAUGUUUAAGUGCUAUAUUUUGAUAUGUGCUGUCUGUUUCACAGUGUAUGUGAUAAAAACAUGUCUGUCAAGGCAAAGUCUGAUCUCAGUCACAUCAUUUUCAUUGUCCAUUCUAUCGUAAGAGACCAUAAUUUCACAGGAAAAAAAUAACGACCAUAUUCAUUCAAUUCACAUUAUUCGGUCCAAAGAAAAGUGUUUAUAUUUAAAAAAAAAGUAUUUAUAUUUUGUAAUUAAAAGUAUUCUACAGGUAAAGCUGUGCAGUGCAAUGAAUGAGAAUACUGGAUACGAUAUUUGUGUUCAGUUUCGUAUAUUGAUUUGUUGUUAUUAACAGGUGGUUUACAGGAAGUUGUAAUAUCUUACCCUGUGUUUGUUACUAUAUAUAUUGUUAUCAAGUAUUGUACAUACAAUGAUGUCAAAUGGGAGAUUUUUUGAUCUACUUUGAAUCUCUCAUUGAAUAAAUUAUUGAAAUGAAA
Saccostrea echinata is the source of this 3283-nucleotide messenger RNA. RefSeq names its product ras-GEF domain-containing family member 1B-like. Gene Ontology annotation, molecular function: guanyl-nucleotide exchange factor activity. Gene Ontology annotation, cellular component: plasma membrane. Lineage: Eukaryota; Metazoa; Mollusca; Bivalvia; Ostreida; Ostreidae. The transcript has 20 exons. The record is from RefSeq and is a predicted model, not a curated record. Bases 1 to 1878 code for a protein of 625 amino acids. Gene Ontology annotation, biological process: Ras protein signal transduction; positive regulation of GTPase activity.